GUGUACUGGGGUACUUCCUGUUUCAAAGUCCAGCUGAUAACAGUAAAUAGUGGAUAUGUUGUUGUGCAGGAGCUUUAUGAAUCAAAGUUUAUUUAUUUCACCGUAUCGUGAGAGAGUUUGAGCAACAGACAGACAUGCAGCCGUCUGUGGAGUCUCUGGUCCGACUGCUGGAGUCAUACAGAGGAAGGGAUAAAGUUAUCAGGACGGCCUGUUAUGGCUCGCAGCUGGUCGGAGGAGCCCUGUCCCGGAGAGCAGAAGCGGACAAUUCAUCCCAUCGUCUGGGAAAACGUCUUCUGCUGUUCUCCGCUCAGCUCAGCCACUGCCGCACGGUGCUGAGGCUGUUUGAUGAUCUGUCCAUGCUGGCCUACUCCAAGAGCUAUGGGUUCGGAGGAAAGGAGGAGGAUGCAGGCCUCCGCUGGUUAUCGGUGCUAAACAAUGUGGCCGACCAGCUGUACUACCCCUGUGAACACAUCGCCUGGGCUGCUGACGCUGAGCUGAUCAGAGUGAAGUCUGAUAAGUGGUGGGUGCUCAGUACGGUGCUGUGGGGAUCCUCGCUGCUGCUGGCAAUACUCAGAUCGCUUCGAGUUUUGAUGCUACUGAAGAAGACGUUAAACAGAUGUGAGAGCGAUGAUGGGGGCAACAGCAGUCCCUCUCAGCUCCGCAGGCAGAUGCGAGGGGAGAUUCUCAACAUCCUCAGCAGCACAGUUGACCUCAGUAAUGCCGUUCAUUGGAUGCCGCCCGGCUUCCUGUGGGCGGGUCGAUUCCCCCCCUGGCUGGUGGGGCUGAUGGGCACUAUCUCAUCUCUGGUUGGUUUGAUCCAGAUGAACACCGGAGACAGCGAGGAGACUGACAGCACAUAGUGUUCACUGCACUGUGAGGAACAGAGGACUGAAUGAAUGAUGUGAACUGAUGUAAAAUGAUGUAGUGAAAGGAUGUUUAGCAGAUCUUUAUCUAUGUGAUCAGAAUCUACUCUGAAUGUAAUAAGUAAGUAGAUCAGUAGACUUUUUGCCAAUCAUCCAAGUGCUUCAUCAGCUGUGAUCGAAAGCGUCUUUAGAAAGUGUCAGAAAUGAAUGAAUUAAUCAAUGAAAUGUGAAAUGUAUGUUAGUCGUUACUUACAGAUGUAUUUAAAUUUUCAGACAGCAGUAUUCAGAUCCUACAUUACAAUGAGUUCCUAAUGACGUUGGGGUUAAUUGGAGGCCACUCCAUGGUGUAAAAUGUAUGGGCUCAAGCACAUACGACCUCCUACUUACUGGGAUGAUAAUAGCUAAAAAUUGUUGCCUUAAAUAAUUAUACACUCCUUAUAACUCAUUUUCAAUCAUGCAUUGAUGAAUUAACCAAUUAAGUUGGCCAGUUGGAAUACUGAAAUUAAAAUGAUAUCCGUCUCUA
This is a messenger RNA of Notothenia coriiceps (black rockcod), 1386 nucleotides long. RefSeq names its product peroxisomal biogenesis factor 11 gamma (gene pex11g). Gene Ontology annotation, cellular component: peroxisomal membrane. The record is from RefSeq and is a predicted model, not a curated record. Lineage: Eukaryota; Metazoa; Chordata; Actinopteri; Perciformes; Nototheniidae. Gene Ontology annotation, biological process: peroxisome fission. The transcript has 5 exons. Bases 135 to 860 code for a protein of 241 amino acids.